Molecule: messenger RNA, 1509 nt
Organism: Penicillium angulare
Lineage: Eukaryota; Fungi; Ascomycota; Eurotiomycetes; Eurotiales; Aspergillaceae
Product: catalase
Exons: 11
Coding region: 1-1509 (502 amino acids)
Biological process (GO): hydrogen peroxide catabolic process; response to hydrogen peroxide
Cellular component (GO): mitochondrion; peroxisome; cytoplasm
Molecular function (GO): heme binding; catalase activity
Source: RefSeq, a predicted model, not a curated record
AUGGCAGACGAUAAGUAUUAUACUUUGGCAGAGGGUUGCCCUUUCGCAAACAAUGCAUCGGCUGUCCUGAUGCGUGGAAAACAAGGAAGUGGGCUCGGCUUGCUUCAGGAUACUCAGCUUAUCGAGACCUUGGCUCAUUUCUCUCGCGAGAGAAUCCCAGAGAGGGUCGUUCAUGCCAAAGCUGUCGGAUCCUAUGGGGAAUUCGAAGCCACCCGCGACUGUUCCGACUUCACCAGCGCCAGCUUUCUCAACAAGGUCGGAAAGAAGACGCCAGUACUCCAGCGCGUAUCAACUGUUGGGCCCGAGUCUGGAUCUGCUGAUACUUCUCGUGAUGUGCACGGAUGGGCCAUGAAGUUCUACACCGAUGAGGGAAACCAGGAUUUUGUUUUCAACAAUACUCCCGUUUUCUUUAUUCGCGACCCACUCAAGUUUCCUUCUUUGAAUCGCUCUCAUAAGCGACAUCCUCAAACGCAUCUUCCCGACGCAAACAUGUUCUGGGACUUCCAUGUCGGCAACCCUGAGGGUAUCCAUCAACUUCUGAUACUGUUCAGUGACCGUGGCACCCCAAAGUCGGUUCGCUAUAUGCAUUCAUACAGUGGACAUACAUAUAAGUUCACCAAACCAGAUGGUUCUUUUAAAUAUGCUAAAAUUCACGUGAAAACACAGCAAGGAGUGGAGAACCUCUCUUCUCAAGAAGCUACCAGAAUAGCCGGAGAGGACCCUGAUUUCAUGAUUCGUGACAUGUUUGAGGCAAUUGAGAGAGGUGAAUAUCCAACAUGGAAUAUCUAUGUCCAACUGAUGAGCCCCGAGGAAGCCGAGAAUUACAAGUGGAACAUCUUCGACAUGACCAAGGUUUGGUCGCACACGGAAUUUCCUCUGCAGCAGAUCGGCCGUCUUACCAUGAACCGCAACCCGCAAAACUAUUUCGCCGACAUCGAGCAGGCUGCAUUCUCACCCUCGACGAUGGUGCCUGGCAUCGCUGCCUCCGCCGAUCCAGUGCUGCAAGCAAGACUAUUCGCGUAUCCAGAUGCAGCCCGCUACCGCCUUGGCGUCAACUACCAGCAACUCCCAACCAACGCAGCGAAAGCGCAAGUCUACUGUCCUUUUCAGCGUGACGGAGCCAUGAGAUUUGACGAUAAUUACGGUGGUGACCCAAACUAUGUUGGCUCCUGGAUCAAGCCCACCAAGUUCUACCAAGACGCGAAGGGGAUUAGAGCCUCUGCACUGGCCCUACACACCGAUCAUGAAAAGUGGGUGGGAGAGGUCUCCGCUUACACAAGCGAGAUCACAGACGACGAUUUUGUUCAGCCUGCAGCCUUGUGGGAGGUCCUUGGGCGCGUUUCUGGUCAACAAGAUAGAGUUAUUGAAAACCUUGUCGGUAGUCUUACGGGUGUCAAGUACCCUGAGUUGCGUAGGGCUGUCUAUAGCCUCUUUGGACGUGUCAAUAAUAAUCUCGGGUUCAUGUUGCAGGAGCGUACUGAAGCAGUGAUCAAGACUGUCCAGAAUUAG